Messenger RNA from Salmo salar (Atlantic salmon), 6411 nucleotides. NCBI's taxonomy places the organism in Eukaryota, Metazoa, Chordata, Actinopteri, Salmoniformes, Salmonidae. The record is from RefSeq and is a predicted model, not a curated record.
GAUUCCUAUAGAUCUCCUCUGUCAGUUAAACCACAUUAGUUGUCAGAAAUGGCACAGUAGCUAGUCAGUAUGAUUUAAAUGGUUGCUUCAAGCAGACGAGAGCUUAGACUGUCUAACCAUUAUUUCCCUUUUGCGUACGUGUGUGUUUGAGCGAUUUUGUGUCUGAUCCCAGCAUGGUCAGUGUCAUAACCCCGCUCUGACCAAUCCAGGGUCAGCAUGUCCACAAACAGAGAGCAGUGGGGAUCAGUCGCUCAGGGACAUAAGGAAGGGGGUGCUUAUUCGAAGGGUUGGGUAGAAUUAGGUUUCUGGGAUUAGUGUCAGAGUUUGCAUUGUCUAGUGAUGGAACCACUAGAUCUGGGUGGCAACAACAACAACGGAGAUUUCUUUUCUGGAUCCACUGAAUUAUUUUGUCUGUAUCGGAUGAUGAUCUACCCUAAAACAAAAUGAAACUCUGGAAAAACAAAAACUCACUGGGAUAGUUUUGAACUCCUGUUUACUUUCGAAGGAUAAGAUCUGUUUUUAUACAUUUUUGGGGAUUAUAUUACCAUGGUAUCUCAGAAGCUAUGGUGGUGCUUUUGACUCAGAAUGUUUACUGUCUGGCAGUGCCUUUGCUUUUCAAGAGGAAUGCAGUCCCAAAGCAUGAGGAUGUUGGGACUCGCGUCCCACCACACUUCCAGGAGAAUGUGUUCAUCGAAGGCAGUCGGCCCAAGUACCUGGAGGACCUGCACACUGAGGCCCUGGAGGGACUCAAACUGCAGCAGCAGGAAGAAACCAAUAAUUGGGUGGAUUACCAGGAUGACCAAAGUGUCACAUCGACAGUGACCCGGCUGCCAGACGACACUGAGAGUGACAGUGAGAGGAGAGGCUAUCUGUCAGACAGCACCAUACCAGACACAGCGUCACAGGUCUCAACACGCUCCACUGUCUCCACACGGUCCUCACGGUCAGGACUGACCCGCCAAGCAUCAACCUUCAGGCCCCUGAAGCCAGAGAAGGCCAAGGCCAGGAGGAGACACAGGAGAACCACAGUUAUGGGGAUACCACAUCACGUCCAGAGGGAACUGGGGUUGGACAGAGCCUCAUGGGCAGAUCGUCAGGUUAUAGAUGAGGGUGGGCUCCCUAACGGUGAGAGUCUGGACUUCCCCACCAUCGAUGGGCCUCACCUGGCUGGUUCCCAGGAGGGGGUGAGGAUGUACCUCCAGUCCGUAGAAGGCCUGCAACCUGUCUGUGAGGACCAGAUCCAGAAGGUUCCCUCCCGGGCCGGACACAAAGACGACCUGGCUCUCCUCCAGCACAUGGGCCUCCAGCUGUCCGACCUGAAUCGGCCCAAGUCCCUGGCUGUCCCCUGGAUGACCACAACCUCUAGCCUGCUUCAGCUGCACCCCAGCCCCGUCAUGUCCAUGUCCCCCCAGGCCACCUACAUGUCUAAGAUCAUCCCCAACGCUGUGCUGCUACCCUCCAUAGACGUGGUGGAGAUCACCCGGAACCGUAGUCGGAGCAGCGUUCGUACUGUCAGUAAGAGCAGCCUGCUGCUGGCCAGCCCUGCCUCCUCCCGCGCCUCCUCCCGCGCCUCCUCCCGCGCCUCCUCCCACGCCUCCUCCCACGCCUCUACCAUGUCCUCCGCCUCCCGCUACAACCCACCACACUUCUCUGACAGCUCUGGAUGGAGCCACUCUGAGUCCUCUGAGACCCUGGUGUCUGACUCUUCCACCAUCUCCUCCAACAGCACCACCAGACAGGGGGGCUCACAGAGGGGGGGUGGGGAGGGUUCAUCCAGGGAAACGUCCCUGGACAGCAAGAGUAUCCACUCCUCUAUCAGUAAGGCCUCCAGGACCUCCGCCACCAACGGCAAAGGGAAAGCCAGAGGGGAUGAUGGCAAACAGGAGGGGCCCUUCGCCCGGAGCAUGUCUGUGAUGAAGUCCAAGAGGGCACCGGCCCCACCCAGCCGCUCCUACUCCCUACACAAGGACAACAUGAAGAGGCACUCGCGAGACCUGAUUGACAACAUGGUUACAGCCCCUCCCCAAAGCAGCCCAUUCCAGGGCGGGGAGGUUAAGGCUGUCAGUGCUGGGGAAAGUAACAACUUUAGCCCUGGCUACACAGCAGACACCAGCUCUCUGGAUGAGUCUUCAGGCUCUGUGACAGCCAGCCCCUUCAACACCUCACAGCAGGCAGCCAGGGAGAAGGUGAGGAACGAGCAGCCAGGCUCCACAGGCUUUUCUCCCCAGAAACAGACCCCCCAGGAAAAUGGCCUGAAGAAUGUCUCUCCCUCCAGCGGCUACUCCAGCCACGGCUGCACGCCCACCCUCCUUUCCAAACAGACCCAUAACCCAUCUCCAGGGAAAAAAAGAGGCAUCCGAGCAAUCAUCUUCCCAGUGGCACCAUCGCCGGCAGCUUCAGCCCCAUCGCUUGUCAUUCAUCCCCAGGCCUCUGACAGCAGCAAGACGCCUGAGCCAGUCGCCACUGUAACUCCCUCACCUUCAGUCAUGUCACUCAGAGAGCUGUUCAACAUCCCGCCCCCACCCAAGGUGUCUGCCCCCUCUCCUCCUCCUCCGGAGGUAUGGGCACACAACAAGUGUACAUUUGAACUGCUGCUAGGUCCCCCGGCCCCCAACAACACGGUUACGAUGGUGCGAAAGAACCCAAAGGAUCGACGACAGCAGAGGCAGUCUCCCUCCACAUCAAGAGAGGGUUAUGUUAAGAACUUGUCACCUGAGAGGAGAGAUGAGGAGGCAGCACCAGAGCAGGAGGCAGGAGGUGUGCUGGAGAGGGUCACUGAGCCUCAAGCUGAAGAGCAGACAGGUCCAGCAGACCAGGAAAGGGUACAGUCUUCCAUUGUGGAGACUAGUAAUCCAGCAGCACAUACGUUUGAGUCAGGAAAGGGUCAGGAGAGUGAAGUAGCACAGAAGGUUGAAAAGAGGGUCCAAGGAAGUCAGUUGGGAGUUGAAGAGAAGGUGCAGGGAAGUCAGUUGGUGGUUGAACCAGAGAGGGUCAUUGUAAAUCAGUUGAUAGGUAAACUAGAGAAGGUCCAGACAACUAAUUUGGUAAAUGGGAAAUCGGUGAACGCCGCAGUAGCUCCAGGAAAGGGCCUAGAAAAAGUAAAGACCAAAAUACAGACUACUACUCCUGCUGCAGCCAAAAAGACUGAAUUCCAACCUAAAAUGGACACGUCUAUGGUAAGCCCUGCUCGAGCUCACAUCUCCCCAUCUCCGUCUCCUCCCCCAGCACACUAUCCUCCCCUUCCCCCUUCCAAACAGACCCCACCUGUGGCCCCCUCAGACUCUAUGCCUGCUCCAGAGACGCCACUACUCUCCACCACUGGGGAAUCCUCCUGGCCCCCUCCCCCUUCUCCCAUGGACUUGGCCACCCUUGGCAAUGAGCUUGACCUGCCCAUUCCCCCACCACCAAGGGUAGUUAUAACAGAAUAUGUGCCCUCUGUUUCAUCUAUACUACAGGGAAUCCCACCUCCACCCCAGGGAAUCCCACCUCCACCUCCCCAAGAAGCCCCGCCUCCACCAAAAGCAAAGUUUGGUCCUUCUUCCUACAUCCCUCCACCUCCCCAAAGUAUUCCACCCCCACCUCCACUGGAAAACAUACAGCAGCACUGUCCAGUGACCACAGAGAGACAGAACCAAGAGAAGUCGUCCCUCAGCAAGAGCUCUUUCUCUCCCACUCCCCCAGAGGAGGGCUCCACUCCCGUGGUCACCCCCACCCUUCUGCAGACGGUCAAGCUGAGGUCUGUCAAUAAUGGUGACCAGGAUCAGGAAAAGGACCAGGGACAGGACUGGACAGGGGUCACUUUGAGGGCCAAAAAACCCAGUAACGGUGAGGCUCCUCAGAAGCCUAUUCGAAGGUCUCUGUUCAUGACAUCUCCCCCUCCCACUGUCACAUCCCCAACUACGACUGUUAUCUCACAAUCUCCCAUAGCCCAACCCCCAGAGGCAGCCCCAGCCCCAGCGGCAACCCCACAGGCAGACUCAGAGCCUGCCCCAGCCCCCGUGGCAGCCCCAGCCCCAGAGGCAACCCCACAGGCAGACUCAGAGCCUGCCCCAGCCCCCGUGGCAGCCCCAGCCCCAGAGGCAACCCCACAGGCAGACCCAGAGCCUGCCCCAGCCCCCGUGGCAGCCCCAGCCCCAGAGGCAACCCCACAGGCAGACCCAGAGCCUGCCCCAGCCCCCGUGGCAGCCCCAGCCCCAGAGGCAACCCCACAGGCAGACCCAGAGCCUGCCCCAGCCCCCGUGGCAGCCCCAGCCCCAGAGGCAACCCCACAGGCAGACCCAGAGCCUGCCAUGGCCACAUCCCCAGAGGCAACCACAGCCCCGGAGGCAGCCACAGCCUCAGCUCCAGAGGGAGCCACAACCCCAGCCACAACCCCAGAGGCAGCUGCAGAGGCAGCUCCAGCCACAGUCCCAGCUGAGGCCCUAGAGGUAGCCACAGCCUUAGCUGAAGCCCCAGCCAAGCCCCAGCCCAGCAUACUUAAUUUACCCUUAAAGUCAUCCACUGUCACCUCUCCUACGAGGAAGUCACCUCCUGCCUCAGCCACCACCCCCUCCAUGAGGAUGCAGGAGGCCAUCCGCUUGAGGACAGCAUCCAGAAGUAAAGAGGGGCCUCCCUCUCGUCUCAGUCUGCACUCUCCAACAAGUCUCAAGUCUCCCUCCUCCACCGCCAGUUUCAUCUUUGCCAAGAGCACAAAGAAGAUUGUCAUAGAGACCCCCUCAUCCCCUGAGGCCCAGGCCAAUCUCACAAAGAACCUGAUAGCUGAGCUUUCAUCUGUGUCUAUUCCAGCCAAGUCCACAGAAACACAGAAGGUGGUGGUCAAGGUGCCUCCACCUGUGUCAAGGAAACCCAAGCCUAAGGUCAAAGAGACAGAGCCCAGUGUGGAGACUGAGCAUGUGCAAACUGCGGGUCAGGAAGCAUAGCCAGCAGACAACACUGAGGGUGCUCCAGAGGCUCCAAGCGGGACAGCAGUGCCACCAUUAUCCUCCACAUGAGCAACACUGCCACUAAGCAAGGAUUAAUCAUUCACAAAGACAUUGACUUUUAUCUGUACAUUGAGAAGACACCACAUGUCAAGCACAAUAUGCAAGAGGGAGAGAGAGAUGGAUUAAAAAAAAGAAGUGAGCAGAGGACACAUACAGAGCCUUCUGAAGACAGGGCAACUGGACAUAACUAAAUGUAACCCUCUCACAUAGGAGCUCUUUGACUUUGAAAUCCUUUGUGUAUUUAAAAUGGUGUUGGUCUUUAAUUUUUCUAAUACUCUUGUUGUAUUUUGGAGCAUUUUUCUUUGGCAGAGGGACUUCUUACUGGUCUGAUUUAAUAAUGGACAGUCAGUCAGUCACACUGCAUGCUGGUCUAGGUUGCCCUCUAGUGUCAACUAUGGAAUGUCACAGCUACUGCUGUUGGGUACCUUGAUUAUAUACCACAAUGUUGGAUUUUUGAUAUACUCAUAUUGUUAUAAGAUAAUGCACUAUUAGAAUGUGUUGAGCACUAGCGGUUCGGGGGGGGGGGGCAGUGCCUCUGUGACAACAAUUGUGGCCCCCCUAAAUGUGGAGUAUGAAAUAAUUUUUACAUAACUCAUUUUUGCUAUCGUUCUUUUUUUACAUCCGUUAUUAGACAGUGGCAACACGGAACAUGGUCUUUUACCUGCUAAUGCCUGCAAUGCAGUGAAGAAAACGAUAUGACAACAAUAACGUCUAAUGUAACUGGCCCCUCUAACAGUACAACUGGCCCCAGCUUGCCCCCCCCCCAGUUGAAAUGGUCUAGAACCGCCACUGGUGUUGAGUUCUUAUUUCAUCCAUCUUGUUUGUUAUAAUAAAAUAAUUUACCUAAAUUAUUUGUUCUGUAGACAUCUUCCCAUUAGAUUUUGUGGGAAAUGUGAUGUUGUUUUCUAUGUCAAUAUGUGGCAAUCUUUCCUGAUGUUGUCAUAUUUCCUUAUCUCCUUAGCUACUAAAAUGCUAUCAUCAGAGCUGGGUGAUGCCACUAGUUCUAGAAUGAGGAUGAGAAUCCCAAUUUUUAUAGUCAUGUUUUUCUUUUGUUGGCAUGAAUGUACAGACUUUUACAGGAAUCUCACCCUGCAUGUAAAUCAAAUCUCACAGGUUUCAUCUGAAGCACAGUUUAUGAACUUAACUGGUCAUUUAAAAAGACCAUUGGGGCAAAUUUUUGUCUUGCUUUUAGUUAUAUCCUGCAAAUGUUGAUACAUUUCCUUUCAACCAGAUGGGAGCUACAUUAUACAUUGCAUUUAUGUUAAUAAUUUGUUCAGAAAUUGGGAUAUUGCUCAACAAUGAAACAUCUGCUUUGAAAGUACAUAUUAUCCAGUGAUUUCAAUGAUUGUAGAAAAGUAAUCUGACAAAUGAUUAUGUAUAGUUUCAUUUAUUUCAAGGUAACAGAAUAAAUGUAUUUCUUCACAAUGAA